AUGGGUGGAUCAGCUUCUCUCCAUGAUGGUGAUUUAGAUUUUGAUUUGUUGUGUCAUGUUUCCGAUCGCUAUGAUGACUUGUUGCAAAAGGAGAAAUACAAGAGAAAAGAGAAAGGCAUCUUGACCAUGGCUUUGACAGUUGAGUUGCAGACGAGUGAAGAAGAGUUUGAGCGAAACACACUAGAGUCACUAGAGAAGCAAAACAAGUUGACUGAGAGUUUGCGCGACAUUGAGGAAAAGGAACGUGUCCUGCACUGCAAGACGUCUGAGCUGCAGAAGAGCGAAGAGGAGCUUGAAGAAAACGCCCUUGAAGUGCGAAAGAAGAAAGACAUCUUGACGCAGAGCAUGGCUGACCUUGAGAAAAGGGAACAGAUGCUGCAAGAGAAGACAGUUGAGUUGCAGAAGAAUGAAGAAGAGUUUGAGCGAAACACACUAGAGUCACUAGAGAAGCAAAACAAGUUGACUGAGAGUUUGCAGGACAUUGAGGAAAAGGAACGUGUCCUGCACUGCAAGACGUCUGAGCUGCAGAAGAGCGAAGAGGAGCUUGGAGAAAAAGCCCUUGAAGUGCAAAAGAAGAAAGACAUCUUGACGCAGAGCAUGGCUGACCUUGAGAAAAGGGAACAGGUGCUGCAAGAGAAGACAGUUGAGCUGCAGAAGAAUGAAGAAGAGUUUGAGCGAAAAUCCCUCGAAACGCAGAGGGUGAAAACAGAGCUGGACAAGAACAUCCAUGACCUGCAGGAGGUUCGCACCAAGAAACUCGAACUUUUGGAAAAGGAGUUGCUGGAACGAAACGCUCUCGACCAAGAUUCGGUUCGUGUUGAACUUCGAGACCUGAAGGCCGUCGUGCAUGGGCUGCAACAGGAAAUGGCGAGGAUGGCUGCCUCCAGCUACAGCGACGCUUCCUCCGUCAACACCUUGGAAUCGUGGAUCCAUGUGGGCUCCACGAAGCCGUGUUGCUUCCAUCCGGACGCCCACUUCAAGGUCUUCACCAGCGACGGUCCAGUCCUUGCCCCUGCCAGCAUGCUCCACCAGGGAGCUCGGGUGCAGUCUGCCAGUGGCAAAGUCGUGGAGGUCGUGAACCCGCCGGAGCAGCACCAGGUCGAUUCUGUCAUCGAGUUGAAAGCUGGCACUGCAUCCCUCGUGGUGAGCCCAGACCAUCGGGUCCUGGUUCCUGGAUUUCCUGGCAACAAAACGGUGAAAGCCGAAGAGUUGUCGGAAGGCGACGUGGUGAUUCUGGAUGGAAUUCCUGCCCGACUCAGCUCAUGCGAGCGCAAGACUGGGAAGACGUUGGUGAUCCGCCUUGGCUUCAAACCAGAUCUGCCUGCACUGAUGCGGCCGUCAUCCAUCCUCAGCAAGGGCUUUCGCAAAAAGCAGCUGCGCCGCAGCCUGAAGAAGGUCUCUGAAGCAGCCGAUGACACCUACGCGGGUACUGAAGGGCCCGAAAGUUGUAAGUACGGUCUCCCAUUCCCCGACGCAUGGACCUUUGCCCUGCGAAAAUCCGCCAUAGGUCGUUGGGGACAUUUGCAGGUUGUGGCGACUUUGCAACAUGAGCCUUCCACGAAAUUGGAAUUAAAUAUGCAGAAGGAGACGGUCUUUCCGAAGCAAUGGAACGCUUUAAAUGCCUUUCUCCAGUUCGCGACAAGUGCGGGUGGCCUGAGCUCCGCCAGCUCCAAUGAUGAGCUGAGUUGGUGCUUUGCAGAGGCACGUGGCUGGCAGUGCAUGAGGAAUGGCCUGUUACAACGCUGUGAGGCACUGCACGGCUUCACUGCAGCUUGGGUUCAAGGCUUCGCCGGUGAUCGGCAAAAUCGGCAACGAUUUGUGGUCAAGCCAUGGGUGGAACAGAUCGAAGAGGAGCUUAAAGAAAACACCCUUGACGUGGAAAAGAAGAAAGACAUCUUGACGCAGAGCUUUGCUGACCUUGAGAAAAGGGAACAGAUGCUGCAAGAGAAGACAGUUGAGUUGGAGAAGAACAAAGAAGAGUUUGCGCAAAACACACUAGAGAAGCAAAACAAGUUGACUGAGAGUUUGCGGGACAUUGAGGAAAAGGUACGUGUCCUGCACUGCAAGACGUCUGAGUUGCAGAAGAGCGAAGAGGAGCUUGAAGAAAACGCCCUUGAAGUGCAAAAGAAGAAAGACAUCUUGAUGCAGAGCAUGGCUGACCUUGAGAAAAGGGCACAGAUGCUGCAAGAGAAGACAGUUGAGUUGCAGAAGAAUGAAGACGAGUUUGAGCGAAACACACUAGAGAAGCAAAACAAGUUGACUGAGAGUUUGCGGGACAUUGAGGAAAAGGAACGUGUCCUGCACUGCAAGACGUCUGAGCUGCAGAAGAGCGAAGAGGAGCUUGGAGAAAAAGCCCUUGAAGUGCAAAAGAAGAAAGACAUCUUGACGCAGAGCAUGGCUGACCUUGAGAAAAGGGAACAGGUGCUGCAAGAGAAGACAGUUGAGCUGCAGAAGAAUGAAGAAGAGUUUGAGCGAAAAUCCCUCGAAACGCAGAGGGUGAAAACAGAGCUGGACAAGAACAUCCAUGACCUGCAGGAGGUUCGCACCAAGAAACUCGAACUUUUGGAAAAGGAGUUGCUGGAACGAAACGCUCUCGACCAAGAUUCGGUUCGUGUUGAACUUCGAGACCUGAAGGCCGUCGUGCAUGGGCUGCAACAGGAAAUGGCGAGGAUGGCUGCCUCCAGCUACAGCGACGCUUCCUCCGUCAACACCUUGGAAUCGUGGAUCCAUGUGGGCUCCACGAAGCCGUGUUGCUUCCACCCGGACGCCCACUUCAAGGUCUUCACCAGCGACGGUCCAGUCCUUGCCCCCGCCAGCAUGCUCCACCAGGGAGCUCGGGUGCAGUCUGCCAGUGGCAAAGUCGUGGAGGUCGUGAACCCGCCGGAGCAGCACCAGGUCGAUUCCGUCAUCGAGUUGAAAGCUGGCACUGCAUCCCUCGUGGUGAGCCCAGACCAUCGGGUGCUUGUUCCUGGAUUUCCGGGCAACAAAACGGUCAAAGCCGAAGAGUUGUCGGAAGGCGACGUGGUGAUUCUGGAUGGAAUUCCUGCCCGACUCAGCUCAUGCGAGCGCAAGACUGGGAAGACGUUGGUGAUCCGCCUCGGCUUCAAACCAGAUCUGCCUGCACUGAUGCGGCCGUCAUCCAUCCUCAGCAAGGGCUUUCGCAAAAAGCAGCUGCGCCGCAGCCUGAAGAAGAAGGUUUCUGAAGCAGCCGAUGACACCUACGCGGGUACUGAAGGGCCCGAAAGUUGUAAGUACGGUCUCCCAUUCCCGGACGCAUGGACCUUUGCCCUGCGAAAAUCCGCCAUAGGUCGUUGGGGACAUUUGCAGGUUGUAGCGACUUUGCAACAUGAGCCUUCCACGAAAUUGGAAUGA
This is a messenger RNA of Cladocopium goreaui, 3372 nucleotides long. The record is from the annotation of a GenBank genome assembly. Lineage: Eukaryota; Dinophyceae; Suessiales; Symbiodiniaceae.